Molecule: messenger RNA, 869 nt
Organism: Pneumocystis murina B123
Lineage: Eukaryota; Fungi; Ascomycota; Pneumocystomycetes; Pneumocystales; Pneumocystaceae
Exons: 7
Coding region: 54-869 (271 amino acids)
Biological process (GO): vacuolar transport
Source: RefSeq, a predicted model, not a curated record
AGAUCUUUUAUUGACAUAACAGAUCUAAGAUAUUUAUCAUAUAAACGUUGAAAAUGGAUUUAUCAAAAACUAUUUUAUAUUUUAUUAUAUUCAUGAUUAUUCCUGGAAUAGCUAUGAAUGAUACUAAUUCUUCAUGUACAGCAGUAAAAUCCAAAACUAAUGAACAUGUUGAUUUACAAAAACUUAAAAGAACAGAAAAAGAUGGAUACAAUUGGGAUGUAAGAGAUGACGACAAUAACAUAGAUUUUAGCAUUAAUAUUUGUGCACCUGUUAUAACAAAUAUUACAUCUAUUGAAGGGGUUGACCUUAAACGUGUUGGUGCAAUGUAUGCUGAUGGGAAUGAAACAUUUUCCAUUGGAGAAACAUCAUCAAAUAUAUAUUUUCAGGGAGAUAAACUAGUUCUUCAAUACAAGAAUGGAUCAUUAUGUCCAGGAAACACAACAUUUCGGAAAAGCACUACAAUUAGUUUUAUAUGUAAUCCUCGUAUACAUGAUAAGCCACUCAUUUUUUUUGUCGCAGAAGCAGAUAAAUGUGCAUAUUUUUUUGAAUGGCAUACUGCUUACGCAUGCACAAGAACAAAGGAACAUUUAUUUGGUCCUGGAACUAUUUUUGGUAUUAUAUUAUUAAUUACUUUUAUCGUAUAUUGUAUAGGCAGUUGUAUUUACAAAAAUACGGUUAUAUAUGCCACAGGUUGGAAACAAAUUCCACAUCAUGGAAUUCUUUUUACUAUAAAAGAUACUAUAUCUACUUUAUUUACAUCUUUAUGUUCAAAAUUCGGCAUCUUUGGGUUUCUUCAAUCAGAUUAUAGUUACAUAGGAGAUAUAGAUGAAGAAAACAGAUUGAUUGAUGAUGUUUUUCUGAAUAACUAA